Clonostachys rhizophaga is the source of this 972-nucleotide messenger RNA. The record is from the annotation of a GenBank genome assembly. Lineage: Eukaryota; Fungi; Ascomycota; Sordariomycetes; Hypocreales; Bionectriaceae.
AUGGCAGUGGCAAGUCUCAUCAAUCUUGCAUCCACCUUUGACUCUGUCAUCAAGACUUUUGAGCACAUCCACUUUACAGAAAAUUUUGGUUUACACUAUGAUGACUGCAUGCUCAAACUCGCCAAUGUGAACCUCCGACUGUCGCGCUGGGGCGAGGCCGUGGGCCUUAGCAGCGUGGAUGAGUAUACCAGAAGCAUUUACAGUACGAAAGUAGUUGAAGAGCACAUACCCCAGGCAAUCAACUUGUUGGGCGCGAUACAGGCAGCGUUGGAAACGGCCAAGGACCGCGAUCGAGAAUACAACGCAGAUGAUCCAAGCAUCUUAAAGGCCAAGAAAGAGCUAAGCUACGCAGAUCUGUCGCUUCAUGAGGUACACAGACGGAUAAUCCGCAAAAGGCGGAACCACCUUUCUGUCGUCGAGAAGGCUACAUGGGUGCUGCGAGACCGGGAGCGUUUCAAGGUCAUGAUCGAUGACAUCGCCGACAAAACCAGGGAGCUUGAGAAUCUCUUCCCUGCUGCCCAAAACCAGGAGAAGGCUAUUAUGGAGGAGGCUCGUGAGUUCAGUGAGAGCCUCCGAGUUCUUAGGAAAGUUAUAAGUAAGCAAGAUGGAGCUCUUGCGUCAGCGCUUGACUCUAUCUUAGAGCCCCUUGAGGAAAAGAUUGAUAGCACUGUGUAUGGCAGGAAUGUGUAUGGCGGAGUUGUGGGCGUUAUGGCUGGCCAGGGAGGCACCUUUACUCAGCACGAUGCAAAGGGGAAUAUCAUCACUAUGGAUAUCCAGUCUACCAAGAGAGGCACCUUCACUCAGCACGUUGGAAGAGGGAUUGUCACCACUGUGCAUGGCGGAAUUGUGGGUGUUAUGGCUGCCCAGGGAGGCACCUUUACUCGGCACGUUGGAAAAGGGAUUGUCAACACUGUGCAUGGCUCAAAUGUGGGUAUCCAAUCUACCAAGGGAGGCACCACCACUCAGCACUAA